This is a messenger RNA of Oikopleura dioica, 3060 nucleotides long. NCBI's taxonomy places the organism in Eukaryota, Metazoa, Chordata, Appendicularia, Copelata, Oikopleuridae. The record is from the annotation of a GenBank genome assembly.
AUGGGUGGAGAAUCGAAUCUUCCAACAGAAGAGUCUGAGCUAGUCUCGCUCGAGAAAGAUUUCCAAGAAGUCAUCUCUGAAUUGACAGAUGAUCCGAAAGAAUUUCUCACCUCCGAAAAGGCAAAUAUCGAGCGGCUCAAUGCAGAGUUAGAAAAAGCAUGGAAACUUGUUGACGGCGCGCAUGAAAAAGAACAUCGAGCGCGAGAGACAAUCAAGCAGUUAGAGCGAGAAAUUCAAAAUCUAACCGACCUGAUUGAAUCUGGAAAGCUCUCCAACGCUAGCAACUUGAAUGAAGAAACUGAACUGAUUGGCAGACGCGAUGACGAACGUAAAACUAACUCUCAGUUGCUCGAAGAGCUGACCCAAGUCAGAGAGCAGCUAAAUCAAGCGGAUGAGAACUACUCGCGUAUUCAAAAAGAGCACCUCGAAGCGCAAGAAGCUGUGAUUGAAAUGCGAGACCAGCUCUUCAAAAAGCAAAACGAUAUCACUCAAGAGCAGAAGCGCGGUGAUGUGAUUCAACGCGACCUGGACAAGACCAGAGAAGACAUCAAGAAUCAAGAGAAGAAAGUUAAAGGACUCGAAAGCGACCUAGCAGAUAAACGAGUCCAACUUCAAGACACUGAACGACAGACUCGUGAUUUUAGAAUCGAAUGCGACAAGAAAACGAAAGAGAAUCGCCUUCUCGAAGAGCGAAUUCACAAUUUGAAGUCAAAAAUCGACUCUUUGGCUCAUGAAAAUGAGAAGUCUACGCAGGAGAUCAAUGACGGAAAGAAAGAACUGAGCAUGAAAUCAAUCGAAAUUCGAGAUCUCAACAACGAGAUAAAGAAAGUCAAGACACAACGAGAACUGGCAGAGAAGAAACUCAAAUCGAUGGAAGAAUCAAGAGCUUCGCUGGAAGAACAGCGAGAUAAUUUGAAGCGCGAAACCGCUCGACUUGAACAAGACACUGAAUCUGCUAGGAUUCAAGCUGAUUUUGACAAAAAGGAAAUCGAAAAACUGACUCGAGAACGAGACCUAAUCAACAAAACCCUUCAAAAAGCGUCCUCUCAGACUCAGAAGCAAGUGAACUUGGUAAAACUGCAUGAACAGCAAAAAGCGAACUUGGAAAACGAGAUUCAACAAUUUCGAGAUGAAGCAGCUAAACAACGAAAACUAAUCUAUGCACUUGAGAAAGAAAGAGAUAAAUACAUCAACGAAGCUUCCGAGAAAUCCCAACAAGUUCUUCAGUACCUCGAUGAAGUCAAGGAAAAAGAAAUGUCGAUUUUUGAUUUGAAGAAAGAAAUCGCCAUGGGAGAUACUAAACUCAAGCAGCAGACAAAUCUGUAUGAGGCUUGCCGCGCCGACAGAAAUUUGUAUUCGAAGAAUCUCGUCGAAGCAAAUGAUGAGAUUCUUGAGAUGAAACGCAAACAAGACUUCCUGAAGAACCAAAUCGACCAGCUCAAAUAUGAAAUCAAUGCCAAAGAAAAUGCUCAUCAUGAUGUCACUAAAGAAAUCAACAAAAUGCAAAAAGAAAAGAACGACUUAAAAGCUUUCAUCGCGACGAUGAAGGAAAGAUACAGCAAGUCCGAGGAGCAGCUGAAAGACCACGAAAAAGAAAUCGCUCGACAGCAGAGCUCCCUACGAGAAGCAGAAGCUGAGCGAAAGAAACAAAAGAACGCCCUUGAUCAGGUUGUCACCGAGAGAGAUAUUCUUGUUCGACAGCUCUUCAGACGCAACGACGAGUUAAGCCUGGUCUACGAGAAGAUCAAACUGCAACAGGCCACCAUGUCAAAGGGAGAACUUCAGUACAAGCAGCGCCUUGAAGACCUUCGAGUUUUGAAGCUUGAGAUCAGAAAGCAGCAAAGGGAAAAACAAAUUCUCAAGAAUACUCUUUCAAAUGCUGACGAGCUACGACGAGAGAUCUUCAACACACAAAAAGAGCUUCUCAAAGAACGAACGAAAUGUAGGGCUCUUGCCGAAGAGCUUGAAAAUCCAUUGAAUAUUCAUCGAUGGCGACGACUCGAGGGAAGUGAUCCAGCUAGCUACGAACUCAUCCAGAAAGUCCAGGCUCUCCAAAAACGGCUGAUCGAAAAGAACGAAGAAGUCGUAAAGACCGACAUGAUGAUCCAGGAGAAAGAGAAAAUGUACAUGGAGCUAAGAGAAAUCCUCGCUCGACAACCAGGACCUGAAGUUGUUGAGCAGCUCGCGGAGUUCAAAAACGCCCUGCGUCACAAGACAAAACAACUUAAGCGUCUUGCUGCUGAGCUUAACAUGUCUGAAAGCCAGCAGGAGCAGCAAGAGAUGGAGAUUCAUAAGAUCGCCCGAGAGCUUCAGGAAAUAAAGCAGAAAUAUCUUGCUGCUAAAAACGAGAACACGCUCGCAAAGAAGCAGAAUUCUACCAUUCUCAAAGAUCCCGCGAUGUUAUGACAGAAAAAUGUACCAGUAGCAGAAAUAGAGCCAGAAGAUGGACAAAAGGAAAAUGCCCGAGAUUGCUGGGCAGUAGCUUUUGGCAAUGCAUUUAAUGCCGAGGAUAGAAUGAUUGCCGCUGGAUUUGACAACGGAGACGUAAAAUUGUUCGACUUGAAGGCGAUGAAAAUUCAAUGGAGCACGAAUGUCCAGAAUGGAGUCUGUAGCCUUUCUUUUGAUAGAAUGGAUAUUGAAAUGAACAAAUUGGUUGCAUCAACGCUCGAAAAUAAAAUUCACAUUUGGGACUUGCGGACGCAGCACAAAACAGAAGGCUUCGCUCAUCACAUGUUUCGUCACGAGAACAAUGAUGCUAGUACGUCCACAACAGUUUGGUCAGCAGUUCAUCUUCCACAAAAUCGCGACAUUUUUGCAACUGCUGGUGGCAACGGAACGAUGAACGUCUGGCAGUAUAAAUAUCCUGACAAAAGAGUUGAAGAGAAGGGAGGCGAAAAAGUUGGCGUAGCAGGAACUGCCGAGCUCAUUCAGAAACAAAUCCUCGCCACUCAACCUAUCAACUGCAUCGACUUUCAUCCUGACAAAUGUGGCCUCGCAGUAAUGAGUGGCUAUGAUCAAGCUGUGCGCGUGGCGCUUGUGUCAAAGUUGAACAACUACUAA